AUGGCUCAGCUCGCGGCCACUUUUGUGCCGGAAGAUGUUGCUAUCAUUUCGGCCUUACCUAUUGGACGGUCGGAUUUGCCAGACUUGUUGGGCUGGCAUUUCACAAAGACAGGUAAAUAUACGGUCAAAUCUGGGUACAACAUUUUACAACAACAUAGGGUGUCCAACUCAGGUGGGAAAGACAUUGGUCCUCAUAUUACACCAUUACAUGCCUUCGUUUGGACCAUUAAGUGUCCUCCUAAAGUUCGUCCUUUUAUGUGGCAAGCGAUUACCGGGUGUGUGGCAGUCUCAUCUAACCUCCGGAAGCGCGGGUUGGGUUGUGAUACUCAAUGUGUGCUCUGUGGAGCUCCGGAGGAGACUAUUAAUCAUGUUUUGUUUGAGUGUCCGCCAACACGUCAGGUGUGGGCCUUAUCUCAGUUUCCGACACGAUCAGGGAUUUCCCUUCGGAGUCGUAUCUUGGAUCCAAACCCAGAAGCAAUUUUGAGGGUAGCGGAGGAUGAAUCAAAGGCUUGGUUUUUGGCACAAUUAGAGGAGGUGGCUGAGCCUACAUCUUUGGUCCCAAGGAUAUUUCCUGGAGGUGGUAGAGGCUUUUUGAGGGAUAGGGAUCACACUAAUUUCUUAUGCUUUCUAAAUGGCUUUUGGAAAGCGACAGAUCCAUUUGCAGGCCGAGAGGUCGAAGCCCUCCUUUGGGCGAUGCGUUGCAUGAUUGGAGCGGAUAAUCAGGAUGUUGUGUUCUUUACCGACUGCUCCGACUUAGUGAAGAUGGUGUCUUCACCCUCAGAGUGGCCAGUGUUCAAGACUUAUUUGGAAGACAUUCAGGAAGAUAAAGAGGAGUUCACAUCCUUCUCGCUGAUCCUCAUUCCUCGCACGCAGAAUGGUAAAGCGGAUAAUCUGGCACAGCGAGUUCGUUCCGAGCCGUAUUUUAUUACAUUUGUAAACAAUGUUCCGUCUCAUUGGCUUUAA
Camelina sativa (false flax) is the source of this 963-nucleotide messenger RNA. RefSeq lists its product as uncharacterized. Gene Ontology annotation, molecular function: RNA-DNA hybrid ribonuclease activity; nucleic acid binding. Lineage: Eukaryota; Viridiplantae; Streptophyta; Magnoliopsida; Brassicales; Brassicaceae. The record is from RefSeq and is a predicted model, not a curated record.